CGGUGCAUGCGCACAGUUGGAAGCUUGUUACGCCUGUCGAGCCCCGAUAUUGGGAGUCUGUGGAAUUCGGACAAUUUUUUUUUAUAAAUUUUACUUUUUCAAAAUGCGUGCUUCGUUUUGUUUGCUGGUCGCGGCUUGCUGUGUAGCUCGAUCGUUUGCCGGGACGCUGCCAUCCUUCAUCCAGCCCUGCAAAGCAUCCGACCCGAAGCUGAACCAGUGCAUCGAGAAGGUGGUAGAAGCAGCUGGCCCCCAGUUCGCGGACGGGAUCCCAGCGCUGGGCAUCGCACCGCUCGACCCCGUGCAGCUGGGUACAGUCAACGUGGAGAGCAAUGCCCUGAACCUGGUGUUUACUGACACUGUCGUCACCGGCCUGAGAGGGUUCAGGAUCAAUGCUUUCAGGAUAAACACGGAGAAGGGCAAAGCGUCGAUCGACUUCACGGCCAACGUGACGCUGAAGGCUCACUACGACAUGGACGGGCAGGUGCUCAUCCUGCCCAUACGAGGCAACGGAGCCGCCAAGAUCAAGAUCACGAACCUGAACAUCGUGAUAAAGUACGACUACGAGACGAAGGAUGGUCACUGGGUGGUCACCAGCUACCGGGACAGCUACAAGAUGGACCGUGCGCAGUUCAAGUUCGGGAACCUCUUCAACGGCAACAAGGAACUGGCGAGUACCAUCCACACGGUGAUCAACGACAAUUGGGAGCCUGUGAUCCGCGAUAUAGCUCCCGUGGCCUUCGAACAAAUCAUCAAACGCUGCGUGGACGAGGCUAAGAAACUGUUUGCCGCCAUCCCUGCCGACCAGCUGCUUCUACCGUAAACACUCCGCUUUAUGAACCUGGGACGUUUCCUACUCGAGACCUACGGCCUAGGCAAAUAGCAAAUGUUUCUAUUUCUACACUCGUUAACGUGUAACUCGCGCGGAUCUAGACUCCUCGUACUUGAGACAAGGUUUUUUUUUUAUUUGGACAUUGGGCGGGUAUUGGGCUACGUUAGCGAGAGUAAAUAUAGGAACAUUUGCAACUGGGCUACGCCUUCUGAAAGGUAUAGAUAUCGCAAGCCAACCUAUACGACUUCUCUCAUUUUAUGCUACGCAUUUUAAUGUUGCUAUUAUAAAUCCUAAAAGCUGUAGGUGUACUUAUUAGUCAGAUGCAUACCAUAACUUUUAUUUCAAAGAUAAACGAACGCUUAAUUCGUAUUAUAUUUACCUAUGUACCUAUUUAGCUAUCGUGGCGUCAUGGGACCUACUUAGUUACCACAAUGCGGCAAACUUGUAUCUGUACAAAAUUGACGAACUUGCGUUAUCUAAGUUCUUUAUCAUUGUUUGUGGUCAUUUUUAUGUAACCAACAAAGUGUAGGUACCUAUUUAUGUAGUGAGAACAUUUUAAACACACUUAUUAUUGUCAAAAGGUAAGGACUUCUAAAGUAUAAGGACUUCUUUCUAAUGAAUUAUGCAAUGUCCCAGUUUCUUUUAUAAGUUUCUUUAAUUUUAGCCCCCAAGAGCCAGUACUAGUUAUACCAAAUACUACUUAGAAGCACAGGUGUGGGUUUGAUGCACAUGUACACACUAUUAUUGUAUUCUAUGAUGGUAUAGUCUUAGUACUAAUGUGCAAUCAUGUUGGAACUCUCCUAUUGUGGGGAUGCAGUAAUGUUAGGUUUUGGAAACAAAUUGUGUUCAAAACAAUAUUACCAUUGCAGUGUUGUGCUAAUGCCUGCUAAUAUGAGCUAUUAUUCACUAAUGCUCACACCUAGCUGAUAUUAGCAUAAUAACUAUGUCCUUUACUGUGGUAUAGCAAAGUAAUUGGCCACAAGAAGACUGUAUUUUGUAAGGAAUUUGAUGCUUUGUUCAUUGGCAACAUCAUUAGGUAUAAUAAGUUAAUUUGUUUUAGGUAUUUGUGAUAAAUAAUAUUAGCUCCUAAGUUAGGUCCAAUAAGCAAUAAUUUAUAAAUAAACUUAUAAAAAUUAAA
Messenger RNA from Pectinophora gossypiella (pink bollworm), 1967 nucleotides. RefSeq names its product circadian clock-controlled protein daywake-like. Gene Ontology annotation, molecular function: lipid binding. The transcript is spliced from 5 exons. Bases 104 to 820 code for a protein of 238 amino acids. The record is from RefSeq and is a predicted model, not a curated record. NCBI's taxonomy places the organism in Eukaryota, Metazoa, Arthropoda, Insecta, Lepidoptera, Gelechiidae.